Molecule: messenger RNA, 1326 nt
Organism: Colletotrichum chrysophilum
Lineage: Eukaryota; Fungi; Ascomycota; Sordariomycetes; Glomerellales; Glomerellaceae
Gene: SSN3
Product: cyclin-dependent protein kinase
Exons: 2
Coding region: 1-1326 (441 amino acids)
Biological process (GO): protein phosphorylation
Cellular component (GO): mediator complex; nucleus
Molecular function (GO): cyclin-dependent protein serine/threonine kinase activity; RNA polymerase II CTD heptapeptide repeat kinase activity; ATP binding
Source: RefSeq, a predicted model, not a curated record
AUGUGGAGGGGUAUCGGCUACGGCGGCCUGCACAACCCAGCAGACCGCGGCGUAGGCCACAUCAACUACCAGCCCAAGGUCCGCGUUAUCGAGCGGUACAAGGUCGUCGGCUUCAUCAGCUCAGGAACCUAUGGCCGCGUCUACAAGGCCCUCGGCCGCCAGGGCCAGCCCGGCGAGUUCGCCAUCAAGAAGUUCAAGCCCGACAAGGAGGGCGAGCAGAUCUCUUACACAGGCAUUUCGCAGUCCGCCAUCCGCGAGAUGUCCCUGUGCAGCGAGCUGAAGCACGCCAACGUCAUCAAGCUCGUCGAGAUCAUCCUCGAGGACAAGUGCAUCUUCAUGGUCUUCGAGUACGCCGAGCACGACCUGCUGCAGAUCAUCCACCACCACACGCAGAACCCGCGCCACCCGAUCCCGCCGCAGACCGUCAAGAGCAUCAUGUUCCAGCUGCUCAACGGGUGCCAGUACCUCCACGCCAACUGGGUCCUGCACCGCGACCUCAAACCGGCCAACAUCAUGGUCACCUCCGCGGGCGAGGUCAAGAUCGGCGACCUGGGCCUCGCGCGGCGCUUCGACAAGCCGCUGCACUCGCUCUUCAGCGGCGAUAAGGUCGUCGUGACGAUCUGGUACCGCGCGCCCGAGCUCAUCCUCGGCUCGCGGCACUACACGCCCGCGAUCGACAUGUGGGCCAUCGGCUGCAUCUUCGCGGAGCUCCUCUCGCUGCGACCCAUCUUCAAGGGUGAAGAGGCCAAGAUGGACAGCAAGAAGACGGUGCCCUUCCAGCGCAACCAGAUGCAGAAGAUCGUCGACAUCAUGGGCCUGCCCACCAAGGAGCGCUGGCCGCUGCUGACCGCCAUGCCCGAGUACACGCAGCUCGGCACGCUGCAGCCGCCGAUGACGCCGCACCACCACGGCCACCACCGCGGGCACCACCACCAGCAGCCGCCGCCGGCGAACGGGUCGAACCUCGAGAAGUGGUACUACAGCACCAUCUCGCAGGGGCAGUCGAGCAGCGCGACGUCGGCGCCGAACGCGCCGAACGCGCCGCUGGCGAGCCUCGGCGCGGAGGGGUACAAGCUGCUGGCGAGUUUGCUGGAGUACGACCCCGUGGAGCGGCUGACGGCGGCGAAGGCGCUGCAGCACCCUUUCUUCUCGACGGGGGAUCGGUUGAACGCGCACUGUUUUGAGGGGCUGAAGAACGAGUACCCGCACAGGAGGGUCAGCCAGGACGACAACGAUAUCCGGACGAGUAGUCUGCCGGGGACGAAGAGGAGCGGGCUGCCGGAUGAUUCGUUGGCAAGGCCGGUGAAGAGGAUGAAGGAGAUGUAG